Molecule: messenger RNA, 879 nt
Organism: Pleurotus ostreatus (oyster mushroom)
Lineage: Eukaryota; Fungi; Basidiomycota; Agaricomycetes; Agaricales; Pleurotaceae
Exons: 5
Coding region: 1-879 (292 amino acids)
Cellular component (GO): nucleolus; small-subunit processome
Molecular function (GO): small ribosomal subunit rRNA binding
Source: RefSeq, a predicted model, not a curated record
AUGCGACACAAGCGUGCUAAAACAUACAAAAGGCUCAUGGCCCUGUACUCCAUGUCAUUUGGGUUUCGCCAGCCAUAUCAAGUUCUCAUUGAUUCGCAUAUGUGCAAAGAAGCCAUCGACCACAAACUCGACAUUAUGAAACAACUCGGUGUGGUCCUUCAGGGAUCGGUCAAACCCAUGAUCACUCAAUGCUGUAUCCAUGAACUCUAUCUGCAAGGAAAAUUGCAGCAACCUGCUGUCGACCUUGCGAAGUCUUUCGAACGGCGAAAAUGCAAUCAUCGAGAGGCCAUCCCCGGCGACGAAUGUUUGACCAGCGUCAUUGGGGACAAAAAUAAGCACCGAUAUGUAGUUGCAUCCCAAUCCCAACCCCUUCGUGCGGCGCUCCGACAAGUUCCUGGUGUCCCGCUUAUACACAUCAAUCGAAUAGUCAUGGUCCUUGAGCCUCCUAGUGACGCCACAAUGGAUGCAAAAAAAGCGAUGGAACAGCAGUCAGUUCAACCCACACUUGCUCCUGAUAUUGCUUUGGUACAGUCAAGUUCAAAACAACCCCAAUCUGAGCCUCCUCGGAGAAAGCAAGGUCCGAAAGCACCUAAUCCGCUGAGUAUGAAGAAGCGAAAACCUGCGCCUACAAAACCGGACCCAAAACGCGAUCUAGAUGGCGGAGCCCUGGGGAAAGGGAAACGGCGGAGCACGACGAACGCGGGCGCUGUCAGUGGUAGCGAUGGUGAACAACACGAGGGUGUCGAAAACCGAAAGAGACCAAGUGAUUCAAUUGAUAACAACGAAGAUGGUCCAGACGGGCGAUCAUCAAAUGGGCGCAAGCGCAAACGACGGAGAAAGUCUGCAGCGGUGGAUACACCUGAUGGCCGUGUAGAAUAA